GCUGUUGAUGUCUUUCUGCAUUUACCCCUAACAUUCCAUUGCCCCUUUUGACCACCUUCCUCCUUCCUCCUUCCUCCUUCCUUCCUUCCUUCCUUCUCCCUGUCGAGUUCUCCGAUACCGGGUUCCGGUUUUCCAGAGCCCACAACUUUGAAGAUAAAAUAAGCGGAUUUUAUAACUGGGUCUUGCAGUCCUGUUUUAGUCUUUGUUUAGUUCUUUGGUGGGCGUGUCUGUUUCGAAGUUUGAAGCGGCUCCGGCUACCUCAAUACCUAAAGUUUUCAUCUUUAUCUAUCUCGCUUUGAUUCAUGAAAUAUUCGAUAUUACCCACAAAGACUUCGCCUUUCUCUAAUUAGACAUAAUUAAGGGAUAGUUUUUGUUUCUUGAGAAUUUCGUUUCUUUGCUUUUACAUUUACGCGUUUCUGCAGUUUUUAUUUCGUUGUUUGGGAGGGAGAAUUCAAAGAAUACUGCAAUACAGAAUUUUGAAGGUGGAAAAUGAAGAGGGGUGAAAUGUUUUUGUUAUGGUUUUCUGUGUGGGGUUUGUUUGGAGAGAGAGUUUUGGCGGCAACGGCGACUAGUAGUACAGAGCAGAGGGAGCUUAAUCAGACUCCGACAUGGGCGGUGGCCAGCGUCUGUGCUGUGAUCAUCAUCAUCUCGAUUCUCCUGGAAAAGUCGCUUCACAAACUUGGAACGUGGUUCACAGAUAGGCAAAAGAGAGCCCUUUUCGAAGCCUUGGAGAAAGUCAAAGCUGAGCUGAUGGUUCUGGGUUUCAUUUCACUGCUGCUGACUUUUGGACAGAAUUACAUAAUCAGGAUCUGCGUUCCUGCAAAGGUUGCAGAAACGAUGUUGCCCUGUAAAGCUGAAGACAGUAGCAGUGAGGGGGAAAGUCGGCGGAAACUCUUGUGGUUUGAGCAAAGAUUAUUAGCUUCUGCUGACACUUCUUCUUUCGAAUGUAAGACGGGGCAUGUGCCGCUUUUUUCCGUCAAUGGGUUGCAUCAGUUGCACAUCCUCAUUUUCUUCUUGGCAGUUUUUCAUGUUUUAUAUAGUUUCAUUACAAUGAUGCUUGGGAGGCUAAAGAUUCGUGGCUGGAAGGAGUGGGAGAAUGAAACCUUAUCUGCUGACUAUGAGUUUUCAAAUGAUCCUUCCAGAUUCAGGCUUAGUCACGAGACAUCUUUUGUGAAAGCACACACUAGUUUCUGGACAAGAAUUCCUGUCUUCUUUUAUAUUGGGUGCUUCUUUAGGCAGUUUUUUAGGUCUGUUGGGAAGACAGAUUACUUGACAUUGCGAAAUGGAUUCAUCACUGUCCAUUUAGCUCCAGGAAGUAAAUUUAACUUCCAAAAAUACAUAAAAAGAUCAUUAGAAGAUGACUUCAAAGUAGUUGUCGGAGUAAGUCCAGUGUUAUGGGCAUCUUUUGUGAUCUUCCUACUUCUUAAUGUUAGAGGAUGGCAGGCUUUAUUCUGGGCAUCGUUAAUCCCUGUCAUAAUAAUCUUAGCCAUUGGGACAAAGCUUCAAGCCAUUAUGACAAGGAUGGCUCUUGAAAUCACAGAUAGGCAUGCAGUGGUCCAAGGAAUGCCUCUUGUGCAAGGCUCAGACAAAUACUUUUGGUUUGGCCGACCUCAACUUUUGCUUCAUCUCAUCCAUUUUGUCCUAUUCCAGAAUGCAUUCCAGAUAACAUAUUUCUUUUGGAUUUGGUACUCAUUUGAGUUAAAGUCAUGCUUCCAUGCUAAUUUCAAGCUUGCUGUAGUUAAAGUUGCAUUGGGGGGUGGAGUACUAGUUUUGUGCAGCUACAUCACACUUCCGCUAUAUGCUCUCGUCACUCAGAUGGGUUCACAAAUGAAGAAAUCUAUCUUUGAUGAGCAAACAUCCAACGCCCUUAAGAAGUGGCACAUGGCUGUAAAGAAAAAGCAGGGGAAGGGAAAGUCCACCCGAACUCUUGGUGAAAAUUCUAGUCCAACUCCUUCAUCACUCUCUGGACACACGCUGCGACGUUUCAAAACAACGGGUCACUACACUCUCCCUUCUCAAACCUAUGAGGAUCAUGAUGCAUCUGAUCUUGAAGCCGAUCCAUUAUCCCCCACAUCUGCAGCAAGCAACUUGAUAAUAAGAGUGGAUCAUGAUGAACCAGCAACUGAAAUGCACGAAACCCACCAUGAAGAAGCCACCAGCGAUAAUGAUGAUUUCUCCUUUGCCAAGCCUGCUUCAGUCAGGGAAAUAUGAAGGAAGUGCGGUUUCUCUCAUGCAAACAACACAACAAACAAAACUGUACAAUUUACUUUACAUGUUGUAUUAAGAAAAUGUUGUUAUUAUUUUUUGGAGUCUGGCUUCGAAGUGGCAUUUUUUUGUAUACUAAUUAGCAAGUUUGAGAUCUUUGCAAAGUAAUUCUUUUUGUUGCAUUCAUAUGGGUGUGCUAAUGGUAUACCCACAGCAAAAGUAUCUGCAUAAAUAAAGGGUGUUUCUUAAC
This is a messenger RNA of Rubroshorea leprosula, 2455 nucleotides long. NCBI's taxonomy places the organism in Eukaryota, Viridiplantae, Streptophyta, Magnoliopsida, Malvales, Dipterocarpaceae. The record is from the annotation of a GenBank genome assembly.